CCUAGGCCAAUCCUUUGUACAUUUUAGCUGACUAAUGAGUUUAGCCUUUCCUAUGAUCUAUCCUGCCCCUGUAAUUAUUUCCUAACAGUUCUUGAACUUUUCACAACCAAACUCAUUGAACAACGUUUUUCUCUUUCAAUUUGGUUGGUCACUACGAGGAGCAACCUCUUCUUGCCGAGUAAUUACAGUAUUGGCUUGUUUGGUGAUUGUAAAUCAUUUAGUCAAAUCCAAAUGCAGCAGAAGAGUGCGAGCCCUGUUGAUAAUUCAACAUCAACAGCCCCUCCAAAGCUUAUACUCUACUCCUUCUGGCAGAGUUCUUGCUCUUGGAGAGUCCGCUUUGCUUUGAAUCUUAAAGGGCUUCCGUAUGAGUAUAGAGCAGUAAAUCUUAGCAACGGAGAGCAAUUCAGCCCAGAGUUUGAGAAAAUAAAUCCACUACAUUAUGUUCCUGCGUUGGCUGAUGCAGAUUUGGUGGUAUCUGAUUCAUUGGCAAUAUUGCUGUAUCUGGAGGAGAAGUAUCCCCACAAAGCAUUAAUGCCCGUUGAUCGUCGACUACGAGUCCUCAAUCUUCAGGCUGCAAACAUUGUCUCCUCCAGCAUACAGCCUCUGCAUAUGGUAUCAGUGCUGAGGAAUAUUGAGGAAAAAUUUGGUUCCGAAGAAAGAUCAUCAUGGGCUCAAUCUAAGAUAGAGACGGGCUUCUUUGCUCUUGAGAAGUUGCUAAACAGCCUUGCUGGGAAAUAUGCUACAGGAGAUGAAAUAUACUUGGCUGAUGUAUUUUUGGCACCGCAAAUUGCUGUUGCAAUAAAAAGGUUUAAUAUUGACAUGUCUAAGUUCCCUACAUUGAGCAGGAUAUUCAAUUCAUACAAGGCUUUACCAGAAUUUCUUGAUUCUCUGCCCGAAAGACAACCCGAUGCGGUUAAUUGAAAGCUUUGAGAUGAUGACCUGCGAAUCUGCUGUUGCAAAGUGCAGCUGUUUAUCUACAUAGGCUCCAAUAGUUUCAAACUUGUCAUGGCUGAGAUAUUAGUCUGUGUCUCCCUAUGAUUUCUGGGAAUGCAAGGAUAAUAUGUAGCAUGUCUUUCCCAGAAUAGCUAAUGUGGAGAGGCAUCAAUCAGUCUCAAUUUGUUGGACGCCUCACUCCAGCAAAUUAAUUUGGUGUUAACUUUAUCCAUUAAUCCUUAAUUACCACAAGAC
Molecule: messenger RNA, 1188 nt
Organism: Coffea arabica (coffee)
Lineage: Eukaryota; Viridiplantae; Streptophyta; Magnoliopsida; Gentianales; Rubiaceae
Product: glutathione S-transferase zeta class
Biological process (GO): L-phenylalanine catabolic process; glutathione metabolic process
Cellular component (GO): cytoplasm
Molecular function (GO): glutathione transferase activity; maleylacetoacetate isomerase activity
Source: RefSeq, a predicted model, not a curated record